ACAAAACUACCCAACUUAUAAUCAUGACAAGAAUCAAUCAAAUUGCUUAACAACAAGCUAUUUUUCUCUCUCUCUCUCUCUAUAAGGAAAUUACCUUUUCCCUGUAAUGCAGAAUUUUGAUAAAGAUCCAAACUUUUGAGGUUUUUUUGAAGAUCAUAAAGCCAUUUUGGCCGGAAUUUUGUUUAAAUAUGUCGUCAGGUUUCUCCGGCGAGUUUUACGGUGCCGGUGGGAGCAACAAUGGAAGAUCUACCAUGAAUAACAACUCACAAAGGCCUUAUUCUUCACCGCUAUCGGGUAUUUUGCCUGACCCGGUUACACAGAUCGUUCAUCAAGGGAGACCCAAUUUGAUGGGGAAGCGAUCUCUUGCGGAGUUUCAACAACAACAACAAUUGCAGUUUCUACAACUUCAACAGCAGCAGCAGCAGCAGAAACAACAGCAGCAGCAGCAGAUGAUGCUACUUCAACAACAGCAGCAGCAGCAGCAAGGACUUGGGUUUUAUCUCCGUAACGUAAAACCCAGAAGUUAUCAGCAGUCAUCUCCAAUGUCUCCUCUUUCCCCUGUAGAUUUUUCUGUUGCCGCUGCUGCUGCUUCUUCAAUUUCAUCUGAAUUUUCUUCGAAUUCAAAUGUCUCUACGAUGAUGAACACGCGCCACGCUCUACCUGUUCACCAGCAAUUCCGGUCACAGCCUGCUAAUAUUGGUGGAUUUUUAUCUCCAGGUAUUCAGAAUUAUUCUACGGGGGUUUCGUCUCUAAAUCCAGUUCAAAACAGAGCAACCAUCGGAGUACAGGAAUUGUUGUCACAGGAAUCGGAUAAAAAGAUGAUGAAUUGUCUUCAAGAGCUUGAGAAACAGCUCUUAGACGACAACGAUGAAGAAGAAGGCGAUACAGUUUCAGUCGUCACCAACAACGAUUGGUCGGAGACAAUACAGAAUCUGAUUAGCCCCUGUCAUAAUCAGAACCAAAACCAAAUUCAGAAACUGGCAUCACUAUCUCCAUCCUCUUCGACUUCUUCGUGUGCUUCUUCAACAGAGUCUCCGUCAAUAUCUUGUCCCAAACAGUCUAUAAUAGAAGCAGCUACAGCAAUAGCCGAUGAGAAAAACGACGUCGCAGUGGAGAUCCUCACGCGCCUAUCACAAGUUGCCAAUAUCAGAGGUUCCUCUGACCAGCGGCUAACGGCGUACAUGGUUUCCGCUUUACGGUCGCGCGUGAACCCCGUCGAUUACCCCCCGCCGGUGCUGGAGAUGCGAAGCAGAGAGCAUACAGAUAAUACUCAUAAUCUAUACGAGGUAUCUCCCUGUUUCAAGCUCGGUUUCAUGGCUGCCAAUCUAGCUAUCCUUGAAGCUGUAGCUGACCACCCUUUCAACAAGCUUCACGUCAUUGAUUUCGACAUCGGCCAAGGCGGACAGUACUUGCAUUUACUGCAUGCACUGGCUGCCAAGAAAUCAAACAGCCCAGCCGUUUUAAAAAUCACGGCUUUCACAGAACAAGCAGGCGGAGUUGACGAGAGACUCAAUUCUAUCAUCGUGGAGCUUAACUCCGUCGCUAAUCGGCUCGGGGUCUGCUUAUAUUUCAACGUAAUGUCUUGUAAGGUAACCGAUUUGAGCCGGGAAAACUUAGGCCUUGAACCUGAUGAUGCAUUAGCAGUGAAUUUCGCAUUCAAAUUAUACAGAUUACCCGACGAAAGCGUAACAACGGAGAAUCUCCGUGACGAGCUUCUCCGUCGGGUAAAAGCGUUAUCACCAAAGGUGGUAACGCUGGUGGAGCAAGAAAUGAACGGCAACACCGCUCCGUUUCUAGCGCGUGUGAAUGAAGCGUGUGGUCAUUACGGUGCAAUAUUCGACUCGCUGGAUGCUACAGUGUCAAGAGACAACAUGGACCGAGUCAGGAUCGAAGAGGGACUGAGUCGGAAAAUGUCUAAUUCGGUAGCGUGCGAAGGGAGGGACCGCGUUGAAAGAUGCGAGCUAUUUGGGAAGUGGAGGGCCCGUAUGAGCAUGGCUGGGUUCGGGCCGAGGCCCGUUAGUCAAAUCGUGGCGAAUUCUUUGCGUUCAAAGCUUAAUUCGGGUACACGUGGCAACCCGGGCUUUACCGUGAUUGAACAAAGUGGAGGUAUUUGCUUUGGUUGGAUGGGACGAACUCUCACCGUCGCAUCAGCAUGGCGUUAACUUUAGCAUUAUUUUCUAAUCAAGAGAAAAAUAUUCUGAUUAUUAUCUUAUUAAUAUUAAUCUUCAAAGUGAUUUGCUGUAUUAAGGGGCUUUCUUUAAUUUUGGUUAUUAUUAUUAUUAUUGUUAAUGAAAAUUCAGAUGAUGUCCCUCAUUCGAAAAAAAAAAAGGCAUGAAUAUUAAUAUUUAGAUUCUCUUUGUAAAUAUAUUUGUGUUA
Messenger RNA from Solanum stenotomum, 2376 nucleotides. Its product is annotated as scarecrow-like protein 8. Gene Ontology annotation, biological process: regulation of DNA-templated transcription. Bases 189 to 2162 code for a protein of 657 amino acids. The transcript has a single exon. Gene Ontology annotation, molecular function: sequence-specific DNA binding; DNA-binding transcription factor activity. The record is from RefSeq and is a predicted model, not a curated record. Gene Ontology annotation, cellular component: nucleus. NCBI's taxonomy places the organism in Eukaryota, Viridiplantae, Streptophyta, Magnoliopsida, Solanales, Solanaceae.